Messenger RNA from Daucus carota subsp. sativus, 2641 nucleotides. Its product is annotated as protein trichome birefringence-like 2. Gene Ontology annotation, cellular component: Golgi apparatus. Lineage: Eukaryota; Viridiplantae; Streptophyta; Magnoliopsida; Apiales; Apiaceae. Gene Ontology annotation, molecular function: O-acetyltransferase activity. The record is from RefSeq and is a predicted model, not a curated record. The transcript has 5 exons. The coding region runs from base 133 to 1839 and encodes 568 amino acids.
UAUAUCAAUACCAACAGAAACACAACUAGCAAGCAUCACACAGGGUGCAUAUACACACACAUACAAACUUUACUGUGUGUACUUUAUGCUCAUCAUUAAGAUUCUUUGUCUGUGCUGAAGAGGGUAUGCUAAAUGGUCAUUUGGUUAAGAGCUGGAGCUGAAAAAAGCUGGAGUUAUAUGUCAGUUUGCUUACUCUGCAUCUCUCAAAAGAGGGUACUUUCUGGAUUUGUAGUUUCACUUGUCUUUCUUACUGUGUUUCUGUUUGAUCUUUCAUUCAAGACUCCUUUUUUAAAUCCAAUUUUUCGAGGAUUUAACAGUUUAAGUUCAAAUUCUAGUUACUUUAGUAAUACUACUGAUGCUAAAUUGACCAAUUCUUGGGAUUUUUCUGGAAUAUCCAAAAAUGAGACUUUUGUUAGUGAUAGUGGAAAUGGAGGUGAUUUUGAGGAUGCCCCUUUGAGAAAUUUGUCUAAUUUGGUUAAAGUUGGAAGCUUUGUCGCGGAUAGAAAUGUAACUGUUAAGGAAAGUAAUGUGGGAAAAUUGGAGGAUAAGGGUAAUGCAAGUUUAGUUGAUGAUACUGUUGGUUACCGAGACGGUUUGAGUUUUGGUAAUGGGACAAGUUUGGUAAGUGGUGAUGAUAAGAUUGGUGAUUUGUCGGAUAAUGGAGAGAAUGGUGCACUGCUACCUAGUUCUGAGGUGAAGCUUCCUGUAAUUUCUUCGGAAAAAGUUAAUGGUAGGUCAAAACAAUCCCAAAUUCCAGAAGUGCAGAAAGGUUCACUGGAAAAAUGUGAUAUUUUUGAUGGAAGGUGGGUUAGAGACAAUACAAAGCCAUAUUAUCCUGUAGGUACUUGCCCUCACAUUGAUACAGUUUUUGAUUGUUACCUCAAUAAGCGACCGGACAGUGAGUUUGUGAAAUGGAGAUGGCAGCCAAACGAUUGUGAUAUCCCAAGUUUAAAUGCAACCGACUUUUUGGAAAGACUCAGAGGUAAAAAACUGGUAUUUGUUGGAGACUCGCUGAAUAGGAAUAUGUGGGAGUCCCUUGUCUGCAUACUUCAACAUAGUGUGAAGGACAAGCAACGAAUUCAUGAGAAACAGGCUCAGGAGACAUCAGGAGGAAAGGGGUUCAGAAGUCAAGGAUUUCAUGCAUUCAGAUUUGAGGACUAUGAUUGCACUGUGGAAUUUGUAACAUCUCGAUUCCUUGUCAGAGAGUCAUCUUUCGAGGCAAAGAAUGGUUCUUUGGAGACGCUAAGACUGGAUCUAAUGGAUCAGAGCGCUUCAAAAUAUUACAAUGCUGAUUACCUGAUUUUCAAUACAGGUCAUUGGUGGUCGCAUGAUAAAACCUCUAAGAGACUAAACUAUUACCAGGAAGGUAAUAUUGUACACACAAGACUUAAGGUACAUGAUGCUUACAGGAGGGCACUCAGGACUUGGGCUAGAUGGGUUGAUGAAAACGUCGAUAGGAAGAAAACUCAGGUUAUCUUCCGGGGAUACUCAGCCACCCACUUCAGAGGAGGCCAUUGGAAUACAGGAGGUCAGUGUCAUCAAGAAACUGAACCAAGUACCAACGACAUUCACCUAAUUAAAUAUCGUUCAAAGAUGAGAGCUCUGGAGCGUGUGAUCCAAGACAUGAAAACACCGGUGAUAUAUCUAAACAUUACUAAGCUCACGGACUACAGAAAAGAUGCACAUCCUUCAAUUUACAGAUCAGAACAAACUGCUGGGCAUUCUGCAAUGCAUCUCGAGGAUUGCAGUCAUUGGUGUUUGCCUGGAGUACCAGAUACUUGGAAUGAGUUGUUAUAUGCUUCUCUCUUGAAAACUGGAACCGGAUCAUGGAAAGCCUAGGCUGAGAUCUUGUCAAAGUUCUGCAGAAUGUGAAAGGUUUGAACUUCAUGUAUCCUGGUGCUUAUUUUUUUCUUUACUCAGUUUCUCAAUUACAAACAUUCAUAUAUGAUCCUAUAUUCAAUCUCUCACUCUUUUGACAACCAGUCCAUCUAAAAUCUUAAGGUCAGGCACGAGAACUCUGAUACCAUGUUGAGAACCCAUCCAUCUAAAACCUUAAGGUGUUAGAGGAACGCCCCAAAUGGAUCUUAUGCUAUAUUUCAACACAUUCUUUAAACAAAUAGUAACACUUUCUGCACUUCUCAUUUGCUCAGAAUUAGUAUAUAUAAAGUUCAAUCAUGAUUGAUUCAUCAUAAAUUUAGAAUUACAGAAUACAAAGCAGUACAUCAAGACUCUUGCAUUUCGAAACCUUAGCAAACAACUUUUAUUCAUACACAUACAUUUUCCUCACAGAAAACCAGAUAGUUAUUACAUUACCACAACAUAAGCUGAUACAGAUCCAAACACUAGCCAUAAAGAAAACUCGAAGAAUCGAGUUCAUUGCCUUUCUGUGACUUGCCAGUUUGCCACACAUUAGCCAAAGCCCUCAGACUCAUUGAUAGAACUUCUCAGAAGCUUCAUCUUCAAAUUCUGCAGUGCAUGCCCAAGCUUUCUAGUGUUUUGCAGACCAUGCAGAUGGCUAAAGCAUGCACAAACUAUCUAAAUUUGGAGCAUGACUCCAAAUUGCCAUGUUUUUCUCAAUCCAUUGAAAGAUUAGUGAACUUAAUCCAAGAAACUGGAUAAUUAUGUAUAUGUAACCUUUCAA